Messenger RNA from Pipistrellus nathusii (Nathusius's pipistrelle), 300 nucleotides. The record is from the annotation of a GenBank genome assembly. Lineage: Eukaryota; Metazoa; Chordata; Mammalia; Chiroptera; Vespertilionidae.
AUGGAUGGGAAACGUGAGGUUGUGUCCCACAGCAAACAUCAGUCCGCUGCUGCUCCAGGCCCUCAGUGGCCUCCUGAAACCACCGGGGUUUCCCCCGCUUCCAGAAGCAGGAAACCAAGCCAUGACCUAACCUCCCCCACCCACCGGGCCUGCGAUCACCUGCUUCAGUUUCCUCUGGGAUUUGCAUGUCCCUUUGUCUCCUGUUCAGAGAACACAGCAAAGGUGUGCAACUGCUUGGCAACAGCCUCGCACACCCCACCCAACACACCCUCCAAAUCUCUCCCCUGGAACAGGCUCUGA